Molecule: messenger RNA, 561 nt
Organism: Penicillium mononematosum
Lineage: Eukaryota; Fungi; Ascomycota; Eurotiomycetes; Eurotiales; Aspergillaceae
Exons: 2
Coding region: 1-561 (186 amino acids)
Source: RefSeq, a predicted model, not a curated record
AUGCCGAGACCACGUCGACCCACUUCCACACGGAAGUCAAAGCCACGAUACGGCAUGUGCGCGGACGAAGAGGCCCCCAAUACCGCAAGACAUCUGAAUGUCAUGAACAGAAAUGCCCAGAUGGAACUGGCGGAAUACAAUAGCAAGCAUGAUCUUCCCUACUACGACAAGCUUGAGUUUGACGACAACGGAUGGCUUGUCACACCACCUACGGAGCAUCGUCUAUCUGACGCCCUUGUGUUUCUUAUAAUCGGGCAGAACUUGAUCGCCUAUGGCAUCCCCUUCAUCCUAGUCUUCUCUGAUUACUACGCAUUGGUGGACUCACACCGUCGCAAGUACCUCUGGCUCGUAUCGAAGAAGGUCAGUCAUGCCAAGAUUGCCCACCCCGGAUGGCACAUAGGCGAGAUCGUCGUCUCCCCAAAGAAGCUCCGCCCACCGUCGGACACCACAUUUAGCGUCGACUUCGAGACGUAUGAUUGGUCAAAGUUCACUCCCGUACCGACACUAAACUGCGCGACCAAACGCCUACUCCUAGCCUUCCAAGGCUCAAGCCUUCUUUGA